UCCGCUCUUCUGUUCUGCUCGCGCAAAGAUCGACAGAUGUGACGUAAUACAAGUAAUAACCUUAUUCUCUGCUUUAAAUCAGUCGGAUAUUUUACAUGUUUGUUUUACAGCGGAUUUUCUCAUAGUGGCAUGUGUUUUAUUUUAGGUUUAUUAUCAAUUUGCCACGUAUCAGCUGUGUGAUACGCGAAGGUAAUCACAUUUUAAUCUUCUCAUAUGUUUUACUUUCGUGGAAGUGAUAGUGGAAUGUUAAAUGGUAAUUAAAGAUUACGAAGCAUUUGUCUGCUCGCCGAAGUCUCGUGCGGUAAGAACUCUUAGAUGAGCGUGCACGUUAGUCCUUAGUCGAGCUGAGAGCGUUUGCACUAAAGGUAAUCGAGCAGUGAAUGAGCUGUGGAUUCUAAUUUCUUACAACUAUCACAACAACAGAUAAAAGCUUUGGUGUCUGAUUGCUAAACACUCACAGUUGAAAUGCAGGCGUGGUUGCGUAUUUCACUGUUGCUAUGGAUUUUUGGGUUUUUUCGUGAAUUUCGCCCAUCGGAACCAUUUGUUACGGAAUAUCUGAGUGGUCCGUGGUACAACAUCACAACCGAACAAAUCAACAAAGAAAUCUAUCCCUUCGGUACUUAUGCGGUACUGGCACAACUUGCAAUUGUUUUCCUCAUCACCGACAUACUUCGCUACAAACCAAUUAUUAUUGUAUCCGCAUGUACAGGCAUUAUACUUUUCGCCAUUCUACUGUGGUCGCAGGAAAUAUGGGAACUGCUAGUGGCCCAGGUAUUUUAUGGCACCUUUAUUGCUACCGAGGUGGCCUACUACACAUAUAUUUAUGCCAAAGUUGAUAAGGAGAAAUACCAGAUUGUUACCGGGCAUACGCGAUCGGCGAUUUUGUGCGGAAAAUUUUUAGCUGGUGUUUUAGCUCAAGUGCUCGUUUCAACCGAAACGAUGAAUUACAAGGGCCUGCAUUACAUUUCUUUUGGUUCACAAAUAAUAUCGCUUUUUAUAGCGGUGCUUUUGCCACCGGUGGGUAAAAGUUUGUACUUUUAUACAGAACAUCCACUUGAACUCUCAGAUGUCUCCAUAGAGCAGAAGCAAGUUAUAUCAGAGAACUCAUCAACUGCAGUUUUGCCACAAAACGGUUCCAUCGCUGGCAUUGCCUCUGGGGAAAGUGACAUCAGUUCGACAAAUUUGCCGCGUUUUUCCUGGAAUAAUGCCCUUCAAUUACUUGUAAAACAUACUGUCAGUGCGUAUACAAACCGGACAGUAGUUCGUUGGAGUUUCUGGUGGGCUUUGGCCACAUGUGGACAGAUGCAGGUGAUCUCGUAUGUGCAAUUUCUAUGGAAGGAUAUAGAUCCGAACCAUGAGAGUAUCUACAAUGGCGCUGUGGAGGCAACUGUCACACUCUUGGGUGCCGGUAGUGCUAUGGUGGCAGGUAUAGCUAACACCAGCCAUCACAAAAAAUGGCACAUGUGGAUACUGACUGUUUGCUCGCUGUUUAUGGGAACUUUCAUUAUUAUCUCGUCGGUGACGAAUUCAGUUUGGAUUGCCUAUGCUAUGUACAUUCUUUUCGGCAUUUGUUAUUUUUUCGUUAUAACAACAGCGAGCGCGAUAGUGGCAGAGAAUUUAUCAGACGACAGUUUUGGGUUAAUUUUUGGCAUUAAUACACUGGCGGCACUUGUGUUACAGACGAUCCUCACACUUGUCGUGGUUACUGAUACCGGCUAUGGCCUAACACCGCGUGAUCAGUACUUUAUGUAUGGCUGUUAUUUUAUUGUGCUGGCACUCAUGUACUUUGUGGCCGUAUUUAUAAGAAUUUUAUUUAAAAAACUUAGGUGUUGUGGGUAUGGCGUUGUGAAUAUGACAAGUUGACAUUAAGGCGAAUUUUAGACAAACGUUGUUGUUGUUUGAACAUAAACGGUUAGGGAUGCUUCUGAGUGAAUCUUUGAUCGAAUAUAAAUGCGGGUCGUUUUGGUAAUGUAAAUAAAUGUUCAAGAUUCUUGGAUGCGUAGAAAUAUGAUUGUACAAAGCCCGACAGGCUGCUCUAUUAAACAUAAUUUAUACUUAUGUAUGUAGAAAAAUUUUUUAAAUACAAUUUUAUUUUAAUAUAAGGGAGAAAUGUGUGGUAAAGUUCAAAUUAUAUUUUAUCAUGAAUGAAUAUUUCCAAUGACGUAUUACUAGCGAUAUUGUUUCUCCUAACCACUAGCUUAGUAUAUAAUAAAAACUAAUUUUCUCAGGAAAUGCAAAUUUUUGUGUUUUAGCAUACAUUACAAAAAAAUAUCUGUCCUGGUAACGUAAAACAAAGGUCAAAAUACAGUUUUAAGAGCGGAUAGAUGUCGGAAAUGAACGAAGGGUAUGUGCGCUUCCGACUUCAAGACCUACUGUCUCUCUACUUUUCACUGCACCUCAAUCAGAAUCACUUCUUUUAAGAAUCCAUAGAUGGUAUUAGGUUGGGCUAUGCGUAUGUGCUUCGCGCUUCCGGCCGUACCAGUCCGAAAUGUUUACUUC
Anastrepha ludens (Mexican fruit fly) is the source of this 2499-nucleotide messenger RNA. RefSeq names its product thiamine transporter 1. Lineage: Eukaryota; Metazoa; Arthropoda; Insecta; Diptera; Tephritidae. The transcript has 2 exons. Gene Ontology annotation, molecular function: vitamin transmembrane transporter activity. Gene Ontology annotation, cellular component: plasma membrane. Gene Ontology annotation, biological process: transmembrane transport; vitamin transport. The record is from RefSeq and is a predicted model, not a curated record. The coding region runs from base 466 to 1863 and encodes 465 amino acids.